AUGGCUACUCAACCCUCCAAUUCUUAUUCGCUCCCUAGUGCUCUCCCUCACAACUCCGCCACCAAUUCCCAUCAAGUUCCCCAAAAUACCUCUACAGCCAAAUCCUGGCGCAAUCGGUUCAAUUCCUUAAAUAUCAGUAACACAAAUUCUACAUCGCGUAGUGCGGAGGCGCCCAAUGAAUAUGAUGGUCUGCAGGCAGCGAACACAAAUGCUUCCGCGAAAAGCAAACAUGUCCCGAAAUGGUAUAAAAUUAGAUUUUUUAGAGGCAUGGUCAAUGAUUUGAAGAGAAGGGCGCCAUAUUACUGGAGUGAUUGGACGGAUGCUUGGGAUUAUAGAGUUGUGCCGGCCACGAUCUAUAUGUAUUUUGCGAAUAUCUUGCCUGCACUGGCUUUUUCUUUGGAUAUGUUUACAAAGACGAAUAUGAGUUAUGGAGUCAAUGAAGUCCUCCUUGCUUCGGUCUUGGGAUCAGUGGUUUUCUCUGUAUUUGCCGCUCAACCUUUGGUUAUUGUAGGGGUUACCGGGCCAAUCACUGUGUUCAACUAUACUGUUUACGAUAUUAUUGUUCCCACGGGGGCAAAUUAUUUUGCAUUUUUAGCACUAAUCGGAUUAUGGUCCCUAGUGAUGCAUUGGAUACUCGCCAUUACCAAUUCAUGCAAUGGACUUCGUUAUGUCACGCGUUUUUCUUGCGAUAUCUUUGGAUUCUACGUAGCUUUCAUCUACCUUCAGAAAGGUAUUCAAGUCCUUACCCGUCAAGGCUCGGGUGAGCCGUUCUACCUUUCUAUUGUUAUUGCUCUACUCGUCACCAUCGUUGCAUUCUUGUGCGGUGUUAUUGGAGACAGUCCAUUGUUUCAACACUAUGUUCGAGUUUUUAUCAAAGAUUACGGAACUCCUCUUACUAUCAUAUUUUUUACUGGCUUUGUACACAUUGGUAAGAUGGGAGAUGUAGAUCUAAGUACACUACCUACCAGUAGAGCCUUCUAUCCGACAACCGAUCGAGGGUGGUUUGUACAUUUUUGGGACGUUAGAGUUUCGGAUGUUUUUAUUGCUAUACCAUUUGCCAUUUUACUCACAAUCUUGUUUUACUUCGAUCAUAAUGUAUCUUCUCUGAUAGCCCAAGGAACUGAAUUUCCCCUUCGAAAGCCUGCUGGUUUCCACUGGGACAUUUUUCUCCUCGGUUUAACGACCGGUAUAGCAGGCCUGUUGGGAAUUCCUUUUCCGAACGGUCUUAUUCCACAAGCUCCAUUCCACACUGAGUCUCUUUGCGUCACCAAACUUGUUGCCGAUACCGACGAAUCAGGAGACUCAAAGGGUCAUCUCAAAACAGUUAAAUCCCACGUCGUCGAGCAACGAGUGAGCAAUCUAGCCCAAGGUCUCUUAACCCUAGGAACCAUGACUGGCCCACUCCUCAUAGUCAUUCAUCUCAUACCCCAAGGUGUCUUGGCAGGUCUCUUCUUCGUUAUGGGUAUCCAAGCUCUCCUCGGCAAUGGCAUAACUACUAAAAUUCUCUUCCUUCUCAAAGAUUCCUCUUUGACUCCAUCGUCUGAUCCCUUACGACAUCUUCCCCGCAGAUCGGCCAUCUGGAUAUUCGUCGCAAUCCAACUCUUUGGCUUCGGAGCCACAAUCUGGGCGCUACCAAGGUGGUUCACGAAAGAAGAAUUGAGUGUAUUGGAUGGAGCGACAGCGAGUCCGUUUACGAUGAUUAGUGUGGGGGGUAAUCAUGGAGAAGAGAUUGAGGAGGAGGGAUUCUCGACUGGUGCUGAUGUUGGUCGGGAGGGUGUACUGGCGAAUAAUAAUUCUGGAGAAAGUGGAGGAAAUGGGAAAGGAGUGCUGGAAACAGAGGGUGAUAGUGAUGAAGGACGAGCCGAGCGAGGAGAAUUUCAAGCAGGUGGUCCUGGUUCGGGAAUGGCGAGGAGGAGAGAAAGUUGGAAAGGUGAAGGGAGGAGUGGGGGGUUGGGCGAGGGUAUGGAGUUACAGAAUCUAGGCAUGAGUAAGAGGAGUGUCAGUCGACAAGCCGAAUAG
Molecule: messenger RNA, 2019 nt
Organism: Botrytis sinoallii
Lineage: Eukaryota; Fungi; Ascomycota; Leotiomycetes; Helotiales; Sclerotiniaceae
Exons: 7
Coding region: 1-2019 (672 amino acids)
Biological process (GO): borate transport; monoatomic anion transport; monoatomic ion homeostasis
Cellular component (GO): plasma membrane; fungal-type vacuole
Molecular function (GO): borate efflux transmembrane transporter activity; solute:inorganic anion antiporter activity
Source: RefSeq, a predicted model, not a curated record